AUGAAGGAACUUCGAGGGGUGGAUGGAGCUCCUUCUGGCCAACUAGUCGAGGUCACGCUGGGCAGGCGGCAAUACGUCGUCAAGGUUCAAGAUGCUGAGGACUUCAGGCUGACCCCAUCGUCCCUUGGGAGCUCCUCGGGCGAUAGAUCAAAAGCCGUCUUGUGCGAUAACGUAGUCAUCGGAUCGGUGGGGAUAUCGUGGACUCGUGCUGACCUCGUCCACCUCGUUCAAGAUCACAUGCGCACGUGCAUUGCCGCCACGGAUCCAUGGAACCGCUUGGUAAACGUUCUCCUCGCUACACAUCCCAAUGCCCUUGUCACGGUGGAUUACUCUGCGGCGCAUUACCUCCUAGCGAUCGCCGUGCCAUUCGCCUCCACAAAUACAACGAUGCACAUUCGUAUGCAUGCAGACAUUAGAAUACACGAUGCAUGCGUCGAGUACUCAUGCAACGAAGGCAGUCUCACUGUCAUUCUCGACACACCACGGGAUAUCCAGGAUGCUCUCGACGUCGUCGAAAGGCAGAGGUUGUGCCGCAUCGCGUUCUUGGACGCAAUGUCCCACCAGCUACUCGUGCUUUCUUUCGAUGCCGUCCACCACGGCUCGUUCGACUGUGCCAUCGUGCACGACAAAAUGGAAGUGUGCUGGAUCGACGUAGUCCGCGUGACAUUUGCGCCCACAUGGGGUCUUCCAAGCAGCCAGGCCAUUCAAGCAGCCCACCAGGCUGCAGGAAUUCCAUACUUAUCCAUUGUGCUCAUCGACGCCAGUGGCGAGUACCCAAUCGAAAUUGCGACGGCCGAGAUGAACUCAUUUUACGCCAUGCUCAUCGCCGUCCCAGCAACGGCAGCUUCAUUCAGCUCGUGGCUUCGCCGUGUCCUCAUUCAACGGCACGAGCGCCAUUCUCCGAUUGAUUGAUUAUGCCCACCGGC
Messenger RNA from Aphanomyces invadans, 926 nucleotides. RefSeq lists its product as hypothetical. The transcript has 2 exons. Bases 1 to 912 code for a protein of 303 amino acids. NCBI's taxonomy places the organism in Eukaryota, Oomycota, Saprolegniomycetes, Saprolegniales, Verrucalvaceae. The record is from RefSeq and is a predicted model, not a curated record.